This is a messenger RNA of Saimiri boliviensis boliviensis (Bolivian squirrel monkey), 5251 nucleotides long. RefSeq names its product cytochrome P450 family 26 subfamily B member 1 (gene CYP26B1). Gene Ontology annotation, biological process: sterol metabolic process. Gene Ontology annotation, molecular function: iron ion binding; oxidoreductase activity, acting on paired donors, with incorporation or reduction of molecular oxygen; heme binding. Lineage: Eukaryota; Metazoa; Chordata; Mammalia; Primates; Cebidae. The record is from RefSeq and is a predicted model, not a curated record.
CCGGCUGCCGCGCCCGCCUUUCCGCCUCGCCCGCCGCGCCUGCCUUGGGGGUGCUGCGGCGGCUCAGGGGCUUGGGCGCGCCGCCCGGGGCAGCCCAGGGACGUCUGGGCUCCGGCCUCUCCACUCGCCUCAGCCGGGGUCUCCUCUCUCGUCCCCAAAGUUUCUGGGUUCGUUGGAAUUUUCAGAUUCAGGAUUUUUUCCUUCUUUUUUCUUUUUUUCACCUAGGAAUUUUGGGGCCAUACUGCAAUACUUUUGAGAAAUCUACCGCACUUGCUCUCCGCUAGCUCUCUGCCCCCUUCUUUUUUUUUCCGAGCAGGGGAAGGGGCUUACGAGAGAGGCUCCCUCCCGCUGGACAAAGUUUUCCAAAGUUUUCCAAGUGUGAUGGUAGCGGGGAGAGCAAACCCACCAGCUUGACUCACGGCUUCAUCUCACCUCCCCUAGAGCAGCCCGUAAGCCCGCUAUAAAGGAACAAUCAAACAAACAAACAAACAAAGUUGCACCCCAGUCGCCUCGUGUCUCCUCUCUUCUUUUAGGCAAUUUUUUCCUCCUUCUCUCCGCUCCCCUCGCAGCCUCCACUCCCCUUCCCUCGGCCCCUUCCUCCUUCUCUGUUUCGGCUGGAGGUGCCAGGACCCCCGGCCGCAGCCUGCCCUCCCCCGCUGCUCCGGUCCCCUCCCGUCGGGCCCUCCCCUCCCCCUCUGCGGCCGGCACAGCCAAUCCCCCGAGCGGCCGCCAACAUGCUCUUUGAGGGCUUGGAGCUGGUGUCGGCGCUGGCCACCCUCGCCGCGUGCCUGGUGUCCGUGACGCUGCUGCUGGCCGUGUCGCAGCAGCUGUGGCAGCUGCGCUGGGCCGCCACUCGCGACAAGACCUGCAAGCUGCCCAUCCCCAAGGGAUCCAUGGGCUUCCCGCUCAUCGGAGAGACCGGCCACUGGCUGCUGCAGGGUUCUGGCUUCCAGUCGUCGCGGAGGGAGAAGUAUGGCAACGUGUUCAAGACGCACUUGCUGGGGCGGCCGCUGAUACGCGUGACCGGCGCGGAGAACGUGCGCAAGAUCCUCAUGGGCGAGCACCACCUCGUAAGCACCGAGUGGCCUCGCAGCACGCGCAUGUUGCUGGGCCCCAACACGGUGUCCAAUUCCAUUGGCGACAUCCACCGCAACAAGCGCAAGGUCUUUUCCAAGAUCUUCAGCCACGAGGCCCUGGAAAGCUACCUGCCCAAGAUCCAGCUGGUGAUCCAGGACACACUGCGCGCUUGGAGCAGCCACCCCGAGGCCAUCAAUGUGUACCAGGAGGCACAGAAGCUGACCUUCCGCAUGGCCAUCCGGGUGCUGCUGGGCUUCAGCAUCCCUGAGGAGGACCUGGGGCACCUCUUUGAGGUCUACCAGCAGUUUGUGGAGAACGUCUUCUCCCUGCCUGUCGACCUGCCCUUCAGCGGCUACCGGCGGGGCAUUCAGGCCCGGCAGAUCCUGCAGAAGGGGCUGGAGAAGGCGAUCCGGGAAAAGCUGCAGUGCACACAGGGCAAGGACUACUCGGACGCCCUGGACCUCCUCAUCGAGAGCAGCAAGGAGCACGGGAAGGAGAUGACCAUGCAGGAGCUGAAGGAUGGGACCCUGGAGCUGAUCUUUGCGGCCUAUGCAACCACAGCCAGCGCCAGCACCUCGCUCAUCAUGCAGCUGCUGAAGCACCCCGCUGUACUGGAGAAGCUGCGGGAGGAGCUGCGGGCUCAUGGCAUCCUGCAUAGCGGUGGCUGCCCCUGCGAGGGCACCCUGCGCCUGGACACGCUCAGUGGGCUGCGCUACCUGGACUGCGUCAUCAAGGAGGUCAUGCGCCUGUUCACGCCCAUUUCUGGCGGCUACCGCACUGUGCUGCAGACCUUCGAGCUCGAUGGUUUCCAGAUCCCCAAAGGCUGGAGUGUCAUGUACAGCAUCCGGGACACCCACGACACAGCGCCCGUGUUCAAAGACGUGAACGUGUUCGACCCCGACCGCUUCAGCCAGGCACGGAGUGAGGACAAGGACGGCCGCUUCCAUUACCUCCCGUUCGGCGGUGGUGUCCGGACCUGCCUGGGCAAGCACCUGGCCAAGCUGUUCCUGAAGGUGCUGGCGGUGGAGCUGGCCAGCACCAGCCGCUUUGAGCUGGCCACGCGGACCUUCCCCCGCAUCACCCUGGUCCCCGUCCUGCACCCUGUGGAUGGCCUCAGCGUCAAGUUCUUUGGCCUGGACUCCAACCAGAACAAGAUCCUGCCGGAGACAGAGGCCAUGCUGAGCGCCACCGUCUAACCCAAGCCCACCCGCCUCAGCCCAGCCCAGGCAGUGGGGAGGCGGUGAUGGGAGGUAGAAACCUGUGUGUGGGAGGGGCUGGAAUGGGGAGGGCGAGUGGCCCCCAUGCUUGCCCUUCCCUGGUCCCCCUCCCUGGCAAACCCUACCCAAAGCCAUUGGGCUCCAUCCUUCCUAGGGCCAGGCUCCCCUUCUGGGUCCCACUUCCCUCCAGCUCAGCCCCUGGGAAGGGCGUGGCGGGGGCUCUGCAUGCCCGUGACAGUGUUAGGUGUCAGCUCGUGCUACAGUGUUCUUGUGAUGUUCUGAACUGCCCCGUCCCUCCAUUCCCUUUGGACCCUUUUAACUGCAGCUGGGGGACGGGAAGAGCGGUGCCCCCUCUAGCACACUCUUCAGUGUCUCCUCUUCCUGUGCCCCCACUGCGUCUGCCCAGGAACAGCAUCCUGGGUAGCAGGAGUCAGCCUUGGGGCGGGGGCUGCCACUAACCUGGAGACUGUCUUUCCUCAUGCCCCCGUUCCUGCCCUCCCCCGCUGGUUUGGACAUUUGAAAUUAUUGCUGCUACUUGUUCUGUCCUCUGACCUUGGGGCAAAGGAUCCCCGGGUCCUGUCUCCCCAGCAUCCUCCCUGGUGGCCCUGGGUAGGUGCACUGACACCCCCACCUUCCCACCCCCUGCUGACCCAGGCCCUCCUACACACUCGGGCCUGUGGCCCUCGGCUGGCUCACGUGCUGCCCGCCCCCAUAUUUAUUCACUGCUAGAGAAUCUUGGGGAUGCUGGGGUCCGGAGCAAACAUCUCCUCUCCGGCAUGCCCCAGCCUGUGUUCCAGCUGUCCCGGCCAGACUUCUGUGAGUGAAGAGGAAGGGGUCUCUGGUCAAACCCAGCCCCCAGGCCUAGGGUUGAACAGCCUUCCCUGGCUCUGGGCAUUAUUAUUUGGGUUUGAUCUCGGAACCUCACUCCUGGGCUGAAGUCUGGAGCCUCUGCCUUGUCCCUGGUGGAGAAGGGACAUGGCCCAUUGCUUCCUCCCUGUCCUGUCAAAAACUCUGAUCAGGUAGAUUUGGAGGUGGCCAAGAUAUCGUGCUCGGCCCCUGUUCGCCCCAGUGCCCCUGACUCCAGUGCGUGAGUACCGGGAAAGAUACGGGUUCUUCUGAUGGGGCGCCGGGGCCUCCGUCUUCCUUUCCUUAACCCUCCCCCUUUGCCCUCAACCCUGAAAAAGGUGUCCUGGAAGUCCCUUCCACCUCUAUGCCACUGUCUGCUUAGCCCAGCUCAGGGGUGGGGAAGAGGCGAAAGCGUGGGGGAGGUGAGCACAGCGGCAGUCCUGCCUGGGAGCUGACUCCGGGCUGGCGGUGUGGUCUCUGGGCAGCUGCGGGGAGGCUGCCGCCAGAGCUGAAGAGGCGGCUACGUGCGGUUUGUCAGAGGGAUUGGGUUGGAAACUGGCCAGUUGGGAUGACUGGGUGAAAGAGGAGUAGCUCCUGCCACUGGCGUUUUGAGUGUUGGCGAUUUGGGAUGCCUCCUGGGAAUGGUCUGGGGCCUUCGGUGAGUCUCUAAGCAGUUGUGUCUGCUUUCAGAUUUUUCCUUGCUUUCUGUGUUUCUCUAUUGGUUUUUGAUGCUGUCGAAAUCACAGAAGCAUGAAGGACGUCUCAGUCCCCAGUCGCUGCCGUGAGCACCUCAGUGGCUCCCUGAGACCAGAUCCCGUGGGCCGCCCCACAGACCAACCCUGACCCCACUCACGGCCGCCCUGACCGUAGACUUCAGGAACAGCCCGUACCACGCAGGCCCUCUACAAUCUCCGACUCAGAUAUUUCAUUUCUUUCCUGCUUUUCCACUACUAAAAAAAAGUGUGGAACAGACAUUAUUGGCAAAAAUAGUUCAACGCUUUUAAAAACGUUGGUAAAAAUCCCUUAAUCACCCCAAUUCUGAAAAACGGGCCAGAAUGGGUAAAGACUUGUGGAAGCUUGCUAUAUAGCUACAUAGUGCACCAGAACCUAUACCCCCGACCCCCCCCCCACAAAACCAGUAUCUGGAAGGUCCGUUUGCCUUUGGGCUGAUCCAGCUGGCCCUGAACCAUUUGCUUUUGCCUAUCUAGGAGAGCAGUAAGCAGAACUUCAGACAAGAAGCCCACUGGGUCUGGUCCAGGGGAGGGUCAGGGGGCAUGGGGCUGGAAGGUCUCAGGGACCUUCCCUUGGGGUGGCCAGCCUGGUAGGGGGCAGAGAAGGAAAAGCUGAGGGGGGGGGUCCCUGUGAGGGAGGAGAGAAGGAUCGUUUGCCCCGCUGGGUCUCAAAGGCAAUGAGAAGAGAGCCGAAGAAAGCUCUGGCUGGCUGACGGAUUCCCUGUGUUGUAAUUCGCCCCUCCUUUCAGCUCUUUAGUGAGCUACUGUGUCUGUGUGUGUGUGCGUGUGUGUUUCAUAGAUCUAGCAUUAGAUGGGUGAUAUUUCUCACUUAUCAUCCCUAACUAUUGUAACUUGACCUAAAAAAGAUGAAACCCACACAACUCAUCCUGCCACGGGCUUGCAGAUCGAAGCACUUUCAAUGUUGGGCGUGGGCGUUUGUGUUCCGGGCACCACCACGACCCUGCCCAGAUGGCUAUAGUAUUUUAUACACAAACUUUGUUUUUCAUAAAUGUUAUAAUUUUGCGUCUGUCUUUAUAAACUAUUAUAAGUACUAUUUUUGUUAUAAUUCAAAAUAGAUAUUUAGUAUAAAGUUUUUGCUGUUAAAUAUUUGUUAUUUAGUAAAAUAUGAAUUUUGCUCUAUUGUAAACAUGGUUCAAAAUAUUAAUAUGUUUUUAUCACAGUUGUUUUAAUAUUGAAAAAGCACUUGUGUGUUUUGUUUUGAUAUGAAACUGGUACCGUGUGAGUGUUUUUGCUGUCGUGGUUUUAAUCUGUAUAUAAUAUUCCAUGUUGCAUAUUAAAAAAAUGAAUGUUGUGCAUUUUGUGAUUUUGGAAAUACUCAGUGUGGCUCUUUCAUAGGCUUCCAUAAUAAACCAUGGGGAC